Lichtheimia ornata is the source of this 2220-nucleotide messenger RNA. RefSeq lists its product as uncharacterized. The record is from RefSeq and is a predicted model, not a curated record. Lineage: Eukaryota; Fungi; Mucoromycota; Mucoromycetes; Mucorales; Lichtheimiaceae. Gene Ontology annotation, molecular function: protein binding. The coding region runs from base 1 to 2220 and encodes 739 amino acids. The transcript is spliced from 8 exons.
AUGAACUGUGAUAGCAACAAGUUCUCGGACCUGCGCGAUACCAACUCGAUCCCCAGCCCUCCAUUGAUCGAUGUCGCCGAUCUAUUGUCCCAUGACAGAAUGCAACGUGCAAUGUCUGAUACCAUUUUGUCUUCAACCGAUAAGCGCUUUAUGGAUGAUACCAUGCCAGUAUACAGUGGAUCAAUUCGUGCUCCCAGUCGUAGCUCACCUGUCAGCCCAGCACCAAGUAAUCCUUUGGACGACUAUUUCCUAUGCGAUGAUACGGCGCCUACAAACAACAAUCAACAUGGCAACACGGUGUUGAUUUAUAAGGAGCCAAGUCAUCACAGCUCGCUUCCUAGUGAUCAUGCUAGUGCGAAGAAUGAUACUUUGUCGAAUGAUGAUAAGAAUGGAAGCAAAGUCAAGUUCAAGCAUUUCUUGAACCAUCUCAAGCCAAGUAGGACAAGUAUCUCCUCGUCAUCACGACGCACAUCCAAGGAUAGCAGCUCUUCGUCAUGGCGUGAUAGCAGCGAUUAUAGCAUUCUGAGUCAUUUAUCAUGGCAACCUCCUGCACCCCAUGGAGCACAUUAUGUCAAGUUACGACCCCGACACAAGCACGUGAAAGAUAUGGAGCGAUUGAUCCAUGCACAGACGUUGACAAUGAAUACGGGUCGAUCCAAUGAGCACGGCAAUGCAAUAUGGGCAAUGAAUUUCAGCCCCGAUGGCAAGUACAUGGCAGCUGUGGGUCAAGACCACGUUAUCAGGAUUUGGAAAGUACGUGAUGGAGCACAAGCGGUGGAGCAACAAGAAAAUGAAGAUGGCGAUAGCCACCAACACUCGCAUCGUACCAACAGGGAUAUUCGAGAAGAGCACAUGUCUAUCAAUGUAUUUGAUGAAGAUCCAGUGAAGGAAUUCGUGGGACACACAGAUGAUAUUCUUGCAUUACGCUGGUCAAAGAAUCAUUUUCUUCUAUCUGCCUCUCUUGACAAUACGGUCAUGUUAUGGCAUGUAUCGGUGAACGAGUGCUUAUGCCUAUUUCAACAUGUGGAUUUCGUAACAGGUGUAGCCUUUCAUCCAAUGGAUGAUCGCUAUUUUGUAUCUGGAUCCACCGAUGGCAAAGUUCGUAUUUGGAACAUCCCUAAGAAAUGUGUUGUCAGCUGGGCAUCAUCACCGGAUAAGAGCGUGAUUACUGCUGUGGGCUUUACACCGGAUGGCAAGACCGUAUGUGCAGGAUCGACCAAUGGCCAGUUGUUUUUAUAUGAUACGGAGAAGCUCAAGUACCGAUCAAAAAUGGAGCUCAAGAGACGGCAUGCUAAGCGAGGAAGGAAGAUCACUGGUAUCGAGAUCAUGCCAAGGACCACUGAGCCAAUAGUUCUUGUCACAAGCAAUGAUUCAGAAGUACGGUUGAUCCACGUGGGUGAUAAACAUGUGCUUCAUCGAUACAUUGGCGCCGAGAAUGAAUCAUCCCAGAUCAAGGCUGCUCCAAGCGAUGAUGGACAAUAUAUAGCAUGUGGUUCUGACAAGCACACGGUGCAUAUUUGGGGGACGUAUUCACCAUCAUCAUCAUCGGAUCGUGAACGCAACCUAAAGACGAAUUCAAACGUGAACCUUGCUGAGAACGUCUUUGGCAAAAACAAUGGUGAUUUUCAUGAUGAUGAGCGCAACAAGUUGAGCAAUGGUCGACUAUCACAUUGGCUGCAUUCUGGUGAUCAACAGUGGCAGGAACGGCUUUACAAUCAUGAACGCUAUUUCACUGCUGGACGAGGAAUAGUGACUCGAGUCAUCUUUGCACCUACGGCUGCACGACAACAGUUAGCCAUUUCGGGCACGGAUAUGAUAUACAACCAUACCCCAAUCAUGUAUGUUCAUCACGAUGCAUCAAAGCCUUCAUCCAAAGAUAAUCCCGAUAUUCGAGUAUCCCAUUGCAUGCCACGUGUGGAAAAGGAUAGCUAUGAGAACCAGGAGGAGUUACUAGAAAGAGCAAAGUACGACUACACUGAUGGCCAUAUCUUGGUGACAGCGAGUGACAAAGGCGAAAUCAAGGUGUGGCGAUUUGAUUCAGGCGUAUACCCUGGUAUGUCAUCGGGUAUCACUGGUCUUAGUGAUAUGUUUAGACCCUCUCGUCGUGCUAGCUUUGCCAAUGGUACUUUGCCUCCCGAUCAUCGCCCAACCUCUGGAUCGUUUUCUUCUGUGGGUGCUCGACCAUCCUUUAGAGCAUUGAGACGUGCAUCAAAAAAAUAA